Messenger RNA from Penicillium soppii, 1701 nucleotides. Its product is annotated as sugar porter family MFS transporter. Gene Ontology annotation, biological process: carbohydrate transport; transmembrane transport. Gene Ontology annotation, molecular function: carbohydrate:proton symporter activity. The transcript has 6 exons. Bases 1 to 1701 code for a protein of 566 amino acids. The record is from RefSeq and is a predicted model, not a curated record. Lineage: Eukaryota; Fungi; Ascomycota; Eurotiomycetes; Eurotiales; Aspergillaceae. Gene Ontology annotation, cellular component: membrane.
AUGAAUGCCCCGGUCCCGAAGUCGUACCAUGCAAUCGACUAUCGCGCAGCGCAAUUCGACUCAAUGCCGAAUCGUGCUUUGACUGGUGGAUCCGCAUUUACUUAUAAAACGCCUUGCCGCAAGCCCAAUGCUUCGAUUGACAACCUUCGCGGUCCAACUGCAAUCAUGUAUACUAUAACGAAUAUUUACGUGCUCGCCGCAUUUGGCACCAUUGGUGGUGCUCUUUUCGGAUUCGAUGUGAGCUCAAUGAGUGCCUGGAUUGGUGUCGAUACAUACAAAGAUUACUUUGACUCGCCCAACUCGAACCUCCAAGGAGGAAUUACAGCAUCGAUGUCGGCUGGCUCAUUCGCCGGUUCCAUUGCCGCCGGUUGGCUAUCAGAUAUUCUCGGUCGUCGCUACGCAUUGAUGAUCGCAUCUCUCGUUUGGAUCGUUGGCGCAAUGGUCCAAUGCAGCGCGCAAAACGUGACACACCUAGUUGCAGGUCGAGUUGUUAGCGGGCUGGCAGUUGGUGUCACAUCCUCGCAAGUAUGUGUAUACUUGUCGGAAUUAGCACCAGCUCGUAUCCGUGGUCGCGUGGUGGGUAUUCAGCAGUGGGCGAUCGAAUGGGGUAUUUUGAUCAUGUAUUUGGUCGCGUACGGCUGCGUGGUAGGUGUGUCUGGGCCCGCUGCUUUCCGAAUUUGCUGGGGUGUGCAGGCCGUUCCUGGUCUUAUCCUUUUUAUCGCAUUGUUCUUUUUCCCGGAGUCUCCUCGUUGGCUCGCUUCGAAGGAACGCUGGGAGGAGGCUCUCGAUACCUUGGCUAUAAUUCAUGCCAAUGGUGAUCGCCAUGAUCCAGUUGUGCAAGUUGAGUUCGAAGAAGUCCAAGAGGCUGUGCGAGUGGCUCAUGAGGCUCAAGAUGUCUCAUUCUUGGCCUUGUUUGGACCUAAAAUUUGGAAGCGCACCAUGUGUGGAAUGAGUGUUCAGAUGUGGCAGCAGCUUCUAGGCGGCAAUGUCGCCAUGUAUUAUGUUGUUUAUAUUUUUGAAAUGGCUGGCAUGACUGGUAAUACUACCCUAUGGUCUUCUGCUAUUCAAUAUGUCAUCUUCUUGGUGACUACAGGAGUCAUGCUUCCAUUCAUCGACCGAGUUGGCCGAAGAAGCCUACUUCUCUAUGGGUCUGUCACCUGCAUGGUUCUACAUUUCGUCAUAGCCGGCGUUAUGGCCGGCAGAGGCCACCCUGUGCCCAAUGUCAAUGGCGACGCAAACCUUACCUGGGAGAUCAAAGGCAGCUCUGGAAUGGCAGUCAUUGCGUUCUCCUACAUAUUUACCGGCGUCUACGGUCUUACUUGGGCUCCGACUGGAUGGAUCUAUGCUUCCGAGGUCUUCCCGCUGAAGUACAGAGCUAAGGGUGUUGGUGUUUCGGCCGCUACCAACUGGAUUUUCAACUUCGCCUUGGCUUACUUCGUAGCUCCCGCUUUCCACAACAUCCAGUGGAAGACGUACAUCAUUUUUGGGGUUUUCUGCUUCGUCAUGACCAUACACGUGUUUCUCAUGUAUCCCGAGACUGUGGGGCGGUCUCUCGAAGAGAUCGACUUGGUAUUCGAGACAAAUGUCAAGCCAUGGCACAGUCACAAGAUUGGGGAUAUGUUCGGGGAGGAAAUCGAGCGUCGUAAGGAGGUUGAUGCGAAGAAAGAUAUCGGUGGUGCCAGUCAUGAAGAGGUGGUGUAA